AUGAGACAGUCGUGUCAUCGUUUGCUGGAACAUCAACACCCGGGAGGGGAGGAACCCCCUCUGUACUCACCCAUAGACCAAAUUUCAGUGGUACCAGACCAUGUGGGCCGGGAGGCCGGAGGCAAGCUGACACGAUAUGCGACGACGGAGGAAGACGAGACCACACUCAGGGAGCUACUACUUAGCCUACAGAGACAGGUGAGCAUAAUGAGCAUGAAUCUAUCCGCCAAACUGGAUGACCUGCAACGAGGGGACCGUCAGUUGGAGACGACGGUGGCGCUCUGCGAGAUCCGCACGCAGCUCCAGGAGUUGACCAAGAGCGUCGAGUCAUGCCAGAGUGAGGUCUCCGAGGUCAAACGUGACAUGGUCGCCAUCAAGCAAGAGUUGGACACGGUGCAGCAAGUGAAGGAGGAAAUCGAAGAGUUGCGUGAAUACGUCGACCGACUCGAGGAACACUCGCAGCGAAGGAAACUCAGACUGCUUGAACAGGGCCUUACCUUCUUCCUGUCGUAUGCAAUCCUCGCUGCGGUGCUGGGUAUGCUGCAGUUUGGGUACAACACUGGUGUCAUCAACGCUCCUGGCAAGAACAUCGCAAACUUCAUGAAGGAUGUAUACAAGAACCGGUAUGGCAUGGACCUCCAAGACGACACGGUGAACAGGCUUUACUCUAUAGCAGUCAGUAUCUUUGCUAUCGGUGGUAUGCUGGGCGGAUUCUCGGGUGGCAUGAUCGCGAACAGAUUUGGAAGGAAAGGGGGCUUACUACUAAACAACAUUCUCGGGAUCAGCGGCGCGAGUCUGAUGGGGUUCACGAAAAUAUCACACUGCUACGAACUCCUCAUAUUCGGCAGGUUCAUCAUAGGAGUCAAUUGUGGGUUAAACACAUCAUUAGUGCCAAUGUACAUAUCGGAGAUAGCUCCUCUAAACUUGCGUGGUGGUUUGGGCACGGUCAACCAGCUGGCCGUCACCGUGGGACUGCUUCUCUCACAAGUCCUGGGCAUCGAACAGAUCCUCGGUACCGACGAAGGAUGGCCUAUCUUACUUGGUUUGGCGAUCUGCCCAGCGAUACUGCAACUAUUGUUACUGCCAGCGUGUCCGGAGUCACCGCGAUAUCUACUAAUCACCCGCCAGUGGGAGGAGGAGGCUCGACGAGCUCUAAGACGACUACGGGCCAGUAAUCAGGUUGAAGAAGAUAUUGAAGAAAUGCGUGCAGAAGAACGAGCGCAGCAAGCAGAAGCAUCUAUUUCAAUGAGGGAACUUCUAUGUUCUCCAACGUUACGCGCUCCAUUACUCAUUGGCGUCGUCAUGCAGUUAUCCCAACAACUCAGUGGCAUCAACGCAGUGUUCUACUACUCCACCUCGCUGUUCACUUCUUCGGGCCUGACGGAUGAAUCUGCAAAAUUCGCAACAAUGGGUAUCGGAGCCAUCAUGGUCGGCAUGACCUUAGUUUCUCUACCACUCAUGGACCGCACUGGUAGACGGACGCUGCAUCUCUACGGCCUCGGGGGAAUGUUCAUCUUCUCUAUUUUCAUCACCAUUUCAUUUCUAAUAAAGGAAAUGAUCGAUUGGAUGAGCUACUUGUCCGUGGUGUCGACGCUGAGUUUCGUGGUGUUCUUCGCCGUGGGACCCGGCUCCAUUCCCUGGCUCAUCACUGCCGAGCUGUUCUCGCAGGGCCCUCGCCCUAGCGCGAUGGCUAUCGCCGUAUUAGUUAAUUGGAUGGCCAAUUUCGUUGUCGGAAUCGGCUUUCCUAGCAUGAAGGCACUACUGGAAAACUAUACAUUCCUGCCUUUUAGUGUAUUCCUUGCAAUUUUUUGGAUAUUUACGUAUAAAAAAGUUCCUGAAACAAAAAAUAAGACCUUCGAAGAGAUUUUGGCACUGUUCCGGAAUUCCAACGGGAGUAUCGGAGCAGUCUUCGGGUGCGGGGGAGGCGGGCCGGCCGCCGCCGCCGCUGCCUCCGCCGAGGUUCCCCGCCACAGGCAAUGUCUGACAAUGGGAGACCGCUGCGAGGGCGCCGCUAGUCGCCCCAAUCAAGGCCGCCGCCAGCUUCUUGUUUCAUGGGCUAAGACGUCAGGCCGGCGGCCGUGCCACCAUUACUACCACACAACAAAUGUUCUAAAUCGAUGUGAUUAG
Molecule: messenger RNA, 2127 nt
Organism: Spodoptera littoralis (African cotton leafworm)
Lineage: Eukaryota; Metazoa; Arthropoda; Insecta; Lepidoptera; Noctuidae
Source: the annotation of a GenBank genome assembly